CGCCGUGGGGCGCAGAAUUUCAGUCGUCUGUUUCCUGCCGGCCGCAGGUCUCGCCCCGCGACCAUGGUGGAUGUCAUGGAGUUGCCCAGGUCGCGCGUCAACGCCAGCAUGCUAGCUCAGUUCAUCGACCGGCCGGUCUGCUUCGUAGGAAGGCUGGAAAAGAUUCAUCCCACUGGAAAAAUGUUUAUUCUUUCAGAUGGAGAAGGAAAAAAUGGAACUAUUGAGUUGAUGGAGCCCCUUGAUGAAGAAAUCUCUGGAAGAGUAACAGCCAAGGCAACCAUUAUGUGUGCAUCAUAUGUCCAGUUUAAAGAAGAUAACCAUCCUUUUGAUCUUGGACUUUACAAUGAAGCUGUGAAAAUUACUCAUGAGUUCCCUCAGUUUUUUCCUUUGUGGAUGGUGCAACAUGAUUGAUCUUGAUAAACACAUUGAAGACUGUUACAGGAAGCCCCUGAUAGUUGAGGGGAAGAUUUCUGUGAUUUUUAAUAUUUAAUUUGUUCUCUUUUUAAUUUCAUUUACCUAACCUUAUUAGAUAUUGCAGUAUCCCACUUUUGAUGGAACCUGUCUGUAUACUGCAAGUUAAUUCCUCAUAAAGAAUCACUUCUCCAGUGUACGGUCAGACCAGAUGUAAGAACAAAGCAGUUGCCUUGAGUUUAGUUUUGUGUUUUAUUAAUAAAAACUGAAACAGAAAAAAAAA
Molecule: messenger RNA, 694 nt
Organism: Lutra lutra (Eurasian river otter)
Lineage: Eukaryota; Metazoa; Chordata; Mammalia; Carnivora; Mustelidae
Product: replication protein A 14 kDa subunit-like
Exons: 1
Coding region: 64-411 (115 amino acids)
Biological process (GO): nucleotide-excision repair; base-excision repair; mismatch repair
Cellular component (GO): nucleus; DNA replication factor A complex; site of double-strand break
Molecular function (GO): single-stranded DNA binding; damaged DNA binding
Source: RefSeq, a predicted model, not a curated record